AUGGCUCCUACACUGAACAGUAAAGCGACCAAGUCCAACUCAGGGGACUCAGCAGUGGACCGGUUGCUGAUGCGCUGCAUGCCGCGAGCGUCCCUUCGGUCCAUCUUCUCAGGGGACGUGGUGGCCUUCAAUUCCCCGCUGGCGCCUGCGGGGGGCCAGGAGAACAUCAUGGUGCGCCGCGUGGCGGCAGUGGAAGGAGAUGAGCUCAUCACAGAUGACCCUGCCGACGCCAGCUUCACCAUUCCAGAGGGCCGAUGCUGGGUCUUGGCAGACAAUGAGGAGCUGAAACCUCCCGACGUGAUUGACAGCCGGACAUUCGGGCCCCUGCCAGUGGAGAACAUUGUGGGGCGAAUUGUCUACUAUGUGCGGCAGAAUGAUCAUGGGGUGGUGGAGAACAGCAAGACUGCCAUGGCAGCAGAUGCUGCUGUGCUGGAAGCUGAGCUUGACCUGGAGAAGCUCAGGGAGUCGUGAGAUUUGAAGAUUUGGAGAGGGAGUCUGUAUAAUAUUUGUCGCCCAACCAGCAGGGAUCAUGUUGUGUCUUGAGGGAUGUCACUGCCUGUACUUGUCGCCCAGCAAAGGAGCUAGUAGGUAUGUCACAAAAAACUGGACACGAGAAGUUGACCGUGAUACAGAAAGCAAGGCUGGACAAGUGUUGUUUGAGCGCAGAGAGUUUCAGCACGCAUGGGACAUUUCACGGGGUACCGUUUCAUCUUCUGUGGCUCGCAUUAGCUCGUGCCAGUCACAAUAUCAAGAAUUGAAUGGAUGCAAAUUUACAUUUGGGAUCAAAGCCGCAUCUGCUGGCAGUUACCUCACGAGGCCGGGUGGAAUACAAUGGCUAGAACAGAGCAGUUGUCCCUGCAUCGUCUCACACGUACAGCCUGGAACGACAAACACACUUGGUGUUGGAGUCUCGCCAUUGGCUCAAGCUGUGUACACAUGUGAAUGCCCCUAGACGAUGGAAUAUCCUGAAUUUCUAAGGGCUUAAGCAUGGAUUAGUAACCUCACCUCAU
Messenger RNA from Coccomyxa subellipsoidea C-169, 1010 nucleotides. RefSeq lists its product as hypothetical. Bases 1 to 471 code for a protein of 156 amino acids. Lineage: Eukaryota; Viridiplantae; Chlorophyta; Trebouxiophyceae; Coccomyxaceae. The record is from RefSeq and is a predicted model, not a curated record. Gene Ontology annotation, molecular function: serine-type endopeptidase activity. The transcript has 2 exons.